Messenger RNA from Eremothecium sinecaudum, 615 nucleotides. It is a transcript of the gene SSU72, whose product is annotated as RNA polymerase II subunit A C-terminal domain phosphatase. The transcript has a single exon. The coding region runs from base 1 to 615 and encodes 204 amino acids. Lineage: Eukaryota; Fungi; Ascomycota; Saccharomycetes; Saccharomycetales; Saccharomycetaceae. Gene Ontology annotation, biological process: termination of RNA polymerase II transcription. The record is from RefSeq and is a predicted model, not a curated record. Gene Ontology annotation, cellular component: mRNA cleavage and polyadenylation specificity factor complex; nucleus. Gene Ontology annotation, molecular function: RNA polymerase II CTD heptapeptide repeat phosphatase activity.
AUGCGUAACACAAGUAACAUAAAACUGUGCACAGUAUGCGCAUCAAAUAACAAUAGAUCUAUGGAAUCACAUCGAGUACUAAAGGAAGCAGGUUAUGAGGUUUCGUCUUACGGCACAGGUUCUGCAGUCAGACUACCGGGUCUUUCUAUAGAUAAACCCAAUGUCUACCCAUUUGGAACCCCUUAUAACGAUAUAUAUAAUGACUUACUAUCGCAAUCUUCCGAACGGUACAAAUCGAACGGGCUUCUAGAGAUGCUCGACCGGAAUCGGAAGAUCAAGAAGGCCCCUGAAAAGUGGCACGAUAGUCAAAAGGUAUUUGACUUUGUAUUUACAUGUGAAGAGCGAUGCUUCGAUUCUGUAUGCGAGGAUCUUAUGAACCGUGGUGGACAGCUUAACAAAAUUGUUCAUGUGAUAAACCUCGACAUUAGGGAUGAUAACGAAAAUGCGAAGAUAGGAGGAAAGGCAAUGCUAGAGUUAGUCGAUACACUGAGUGCGAAAGUCAAACAAUGUGAGGAGGAAGGCGUCCCUUUUGAGGAUAAUAUUAUGCAUAUCGUUACUAAGUGGCAGGAAAGUCAUCCCCAACUCCCGAUAUUGUAUUCACCUGCCUUCUACUAG